Microtus ochrogaster (prairie vole) is the source of this 987-nucleotide messenger RNA. It is a transcript of the gene Lmo1, whose product is annotated as LIM domain only 1. Gene Ontology annotation, molecular function: DNA-binding transcription factor binding; transcription coactivator activity. The record is from RefSeq and is a predicted model, not a curated record. Gene Ontology annotation, cellular component: nucleus. Gene Ontology annotation, biological process: positive regulation of transcription by RNA polymerase II. Lineage: Eukaryota; Metazoa; Chordata; Mammalia; Rodentia; Cricetidae.
CGGCGCCCGCCCCCCAGAGCGCCGCGCCUUCUUUCGCUCCUCCCGCGCGCCCUGCCCACGGCGCUGCGCUCGGGGCGCCGCUCCGUCCGCCCCCGUCGGCGGCCGCGGGGCGCGGGGCCCACGCGCGACCGCGGAAAGCAGUGCAGGCGCCCGGUUGGCGACGGUCCGAGCCGCGAGUCUCUCUGCGUCCUCCUCCCGCGCCCGGCUGGAGCCGCCUGGGGACUAUGGUGUUGGACCAGGAGGACGGUGUGCCGAUGCUCUCCGUCCAACCUAAAGGGAAGCAGAAGGGCUGUGCAGGCUGCAACCGCAAGAUCAAGGACAGGUACCUGCUGAAGGCGCUGGACAAGUACUGGCAUGAGGACUGCCUCAAGUGUGCCUGCUGUGACUGCCGCCUGGGCGAGGUGGGCUCCACGCUCUACACCAAGGCCAACCUCAUCUUGUGCAGGCGUGACUACCUGAGGCUUUUUGGCACCACAGGAAACUGCGCUGCCUGCAGCAAGCUGAUCCCAGCUUUCGAGAUGGUGAUGCGAGCCCGAGACAAUGUGUAUCACCUUGACUGCUUCGCCUGCCAGCUCUGCAAUCAGAGAUUUUGCGUGGGAGACAAAUUCUUUCUGAAGAACAACAUGAUCUUGUGUCAGAUGGACUAUGAGGAGGGGCAGCUCAAUGGCACCUUUGAAUCCCAGGUUCAGUAACGCCCUGCAUCUGGCCUCCAGGUCCAUCUGUCCGUCCGCCCGCCUGACCACCUGCCUGGCAGGCUGGCCAGCCACUCUGCCUGCGCGGGCUGGCCAGCCGCUGUCCUACAAGUUAGAACGUCAUCGUCAAUGGGAAGGUGGCUUUUCUCCAUCACCACCACCCAUCUCUGUGGGCCCUCCUGGGGCCAGGCUUGGCCUGUACAGUCUGUCUUAUGUAUAUAAAUGGGAACAUUUAUUUUAUGAGAAAUGUAAUGCGAUUUUAUUACUGGCGUGGAUUAAACUUAUGAAUGUUUCC